Varanus komodoensis (Komodo dragon) is the source of this 1818-nucleotide messenger RNA. It is a transcript of the gene TM6SF2, whose product is annotated as transmembrane 6 superfamily member 2. The record is from RefSeq and is a predicted model, not a curated record. Bases 1 to 1146 code for a protein of 381 amino acids. NCBI's taxonomy places the organism in Eukaryota, Metazoa, Chordata, Lepidosauria, Squamata, Varanidae. Gene Ontology annotation, biological process: lipid homeostasis; regulation of lipid metabolic process. Gene Ontology annotation, cellular component: endoplasmic reticulum-Golgi intermediate compartment membrane; endoplasmic reticulum membrane. The transcript has 10 exons.
AUGCGGGCGCUUGCGCCUCUCUGCACUUCGUUCGGCCUGUACCUCUCCGCCUUCCCGGUCUCCUACAUGUUGAAUGACGUGGCCAUCAUGGAGAAUCUGCAUUUAUUAUCUGCCGCCCCAUCCAGCUCCUUGGCUGUUGCAGCUACUGGUGUGGCAGUUCUGUUGCUCCUAUUCGCUGUGGUCUAUCUUCCAAACCGGUCCCAGGACCCCCUUUUCUACGUGUUUAUGGUCUUUUCUUUCACUUCGGGGAUCGAUGCCAUUAUCGCUUUGGAAGAAGAUGGGUACCUAACCAACUUUCUGGAGUUCUACAUGAGGGAGAGUGAGCCGUAUCUCAGCACGUCCUACGGGAUCAUGAUCUGCUACUGGGACGCCGUGGUGCACUACGGACUCUGCCUCGCCAUGAUCGCAGCCAUAGCAAACAGAAAGAAUUACCGGCACUUUGGCCUCUACUGGGUUGGGUCUCUUACCAUGAGCCUCCUGGUUUUCCUGCCGGGCAACAUGGUCGGGAAGUACGGCUCGGAGAUCCGUCCUGCAUUCCUGCUCAAUAUUUCGUACCUUCUCAUACCCAUCUGGGCUGCGAUGAGAAUCUUCGCCCAACCCAGGACAUCACCUGUGGUUACAGCUGAUAAGGUCGCAGAAGAGCAUCGCAAGACUCUGUUGCAGCGGCCCCUGGACCUAGCCCUGGUGGGUUACUUCCUCUUCGCCAUAGGCUUCACCUUCUUCCGAGGACUGGUCGUUCUGAAUUGUCCGGCAGAUGCCUGCUUCAAUUACAUUUACCAUCACGAGCCAUACCUGCGCGACCCUGUGGCUUACCCUAAAGUUCAGAUGCUGGUGUUCCUGUUUUAUGGCUUGCCAUAUUUCUGCACCUGUGUUUACGGGCUCCUCUUUCCUGGGUCCACAUGGAUGACCGAUUGGGCUUUGGUGUUUGCUGGAGCUAUCGCCCAGGCACAAUUCUCGCACAUCGGUUCUUCGCUGCACCAGCACACUUCUUUCCCCUACCGCACCCCGGAGGAGACUUGGUGGCCCGUGAUCCUUGGCAACCUAACCUACGCAGUGGGGCCACACCUCCUCGUCUUCCGCUGCCUCCGCAACCCGGCCUUUUUCUGCCCCCUGCUUUCCUGGAAGGAAGACAAGAAGACCCAGUGAUAAUGGCAAGGCGUGGAUCGGGGGCGAGGCUUGCUGUUCCCUCCAGCCGGAUCCCGUUGCAUGGAGACAACUCCCUGCAAAAUUCCACUCUAGUGGGAUUUGGGACGCUUCCAGGGAUGCUUCUGGACCACUCCAUGUUUCUUUCAGUACCCAGAGCUGAUUCUGUCUCUAUGGCACAUUUGAAGCUGGUUUGGGAUCGAGCAGAAGUGGUCCAGCCCCACUCAGGGCACCUCAGUGUCCCCCCAACCCAACCAGUCUACUAAAGCAUCUCUGAAAGAUGUAGAUGCAUCCUUCAGGGGGCUCUGGUUUCCCCAGGUUAUUUGGGUAGGUGGUCCAGAGGAACGGCAGUGACAGGAAAAAUUUGGGGGGUUCGAAGCAAGGUUGGGUGACCUCGGUGCCUUUUUGGUCUUUUGGCCAUCGCCAAAUUCACUGCCAGAUUUGGGCAGUGCAGCUGCAAACGGCGGCAGGUUUUUCUUUGAAACGAGGAAAGUGGUGGGAACAUGUUUUAAAACAAAUCUGUACCCCUGGAAGCCUCCCGGUUGUGGUUUUGGAAAUAAGAGGAAGGGGUGCAGUCCCCAGUGAGUCCUGGGGAGGGGGAGUUGGCCCUUGGCCCCCAGAAUGUUUCCUGCCCUGCAGGAGGGAUUCGAGGAAGUUGAUGUUUACAGAAUAAAA